This is a messenger RNA of Didymodactylos carnosus, 996 nucleotides long. The record is from the annotation of a GenBank genome assembly. Lineage: Eukaryota; Metazoa; Rotifera; Eurotatoria; Philodinida; Philodinidae.
AUGACCGUCCGUGUCGUGUCGUAUAAUUUGUUGGUGCCCAUUUUGGCUAAUCGACCAGAACAUUACCCUAAAUGUCAACCUGAAUUUCUUCAAACUGACUAUCGAUGGAACUUGAUUCAAUCUCAGUUAGAACAAGAGAUUUUCCAACAUGAAAACACGGUUAUCUGUUUACAAGAACUCUCUCUUCCUCUGUUACCCAGACUCGAAUUAUUUUUCCGUGGAUUGAACUAUAGUUUCUUCCAUAAUCUUUAUGGUCAACGACAUGAGGAUUAUAUGGGUGUUGGCAUAGCAAUUCCAGUUUCGAUGCAGCUUAACUCCAUUUCUAUCAUUAAAAUUGGAGAUCAUUUACGCUCGAUGAGUAAACUGCGUAAGAAGGCGAAUCUCUUUAAAUGGGGAUGGGAUCUGUAUCAGUUUGUCAUGAGCAAAUUCAUACAAUUUGCAUCUGAUCCUUGGGAAACUGCCAUGGCCAGAGCCAAUGCACUCAUUUGUUUACAACUUGUGAUCGAUGAUAAACCAUUAUGUAUUGGUACGUACCACAUGCCUUGUCUUUAUAAAGAGCCCGAAGUUAUGGCGAUACAUUCUUCUGUGGUGAAAGAUUUGAUGUUUCAAUUGGCAGCUGGCAAAGAUUUUAUUCUAGCAGGUGGCUUUAAUAUUAAACCGUGGGAUAUCUGUUACCAAGGUUUAACAGAGAAGGGUUAUGUUGGUUGUAAUCUUCCAAAAUCCAGCACUUAUGAGAUCUCUUAUAGACCUAACGCUGAACAAGUAUUGAAGAGCGCCUAUCGAGAGAAGAAUGGAACGGAACCUGUUUAUACAGAUUUUUCUGACACACCACAUUCACCAGACUUUUGUGCUACACUUGAUUAUAUCUUUUUUGUUGGACGUAUCAUGCCCGAAAAAGUGUUGGAGUUACCCGAUCAUCCUGCGAGUGAAUCUUAUCCUGAUGAUACACAUCCUUCGGAUCAUCUGAUGAUUGCAGCAACAUUCCGAUUAUUGUAA